AGAGAGAGAGAGAGGCAGAGAGUGAGAAGGAGAGACCAAACGACAGUAUAAAACUCACAGCUGCAGCAAGUUUAUCGCCGGCUACAUCACGUGCUCUGCAAAUUCUAUUCGCCUUUCCUCAAUUUCUCGAUUGGUUUAUUCGAUUGUUUAUGCUGUGAAUCAUAUCUCUUCCGAUUCACCCUUUUCUCCAAUCUGAAUCUCGAAUUGCCCCAAUAAUCAGCCCUAAUCCUCACUAUGAGAGAAAGGAAAUCGGCCAAGUUGAAUCAACAACAGCCGCAGCCGCAGCUGCAGCAUCAUCAGAAUGGUCAUUUGUCGCCGUUUAAAUUGGCGAAGUUACUAGAUCCUGAUGCUUCAUGGGAUAAGGAUCAGCUUGGUGACGUGCUGCAUUGGACUCGGCAAGCAUUGGGCCUUUUUUGUGGAUUAAUAUGGGGUGCGAUUCCUCUAGUUGGGGGACUCUGGUUUCUCCUGUUUGCAGCAUUAUCUACUGGGAUUAUCUAUGCAUAUUAUGCCAUUGUACUAAAAGUUGACGAAGAAGAGUUUGGAGGCCAUGGAGCCCUUCUUCAGGAGGGACUUUUUGCUUCUAUAUCCGUCUUUCUGCUCUCGUGGAUUCUAGUAUACAGUUUGGCACACUUUUGAGUCUUGUCCGCUACUUGGAUCCCGAUGCGUUGCUUCUCAUAUGCAGAAAACGGGAAUCAGGCCUUUUAGAUUUGAUGUGUUAUGAAGUGAUUGAUGAACCUUCUAUGCCUUGAACUCAUCUUAGGGAGUCGAAGACUUUGUUGUAUUUGUGGCUGUUUUAUCAGCUUACAGUAUAGGCUUGUCUUUUUUCCUUAUUAUUCUUGUUAUUAAGAUUUUGUUUCUCGUUUAAUUUGAGGUAGAAUUUCCUGAAUCACACUCUGUGAAUGCCACGGAACGUGACCAAUUAUUAUUUUCUAUAAUAAAACAUUCACGGUUUUUAGUU
Molecule: messenger RNA, 958 nt
Organism: Salvia hispanica
Lineage: Eukaryota; Viridiplantae; Streptophyta; Magnoliopsida; Lamiales; Lamiaceae
Biological process (GO): mitochondrial respirasome assembly
Source: RefSeq, a predicted model, not a curated record